GUAUUGAUGAGGCGAGAGUGUCCAGUCACAUUCUAGACUUGCAUGAUGAGAGUUACCGUUCUUGUAUGGAUAGGGUUGUGUAUUGUGGCGUGUGGGCUUGCACACAUCCAUGGCGGGGCGGACGUUGUGUUUGUUGUGGACGGCAGUGACCGAGUGGGUGCAGCAAACUUCGAGAAAGUUCGAGGCUGGAUCAAAUCUGUCAUUCAAAACUGGGCCAUCGGACUGGAUAUGUUUCGUGUUGCUGUCAUCUCGUAUGGUGAUGGCGUCCAUGUCGAGUCCUACCUCAAGGACUCAGUGGACAGUCAAGCCGUGUUAAAAUCUAUUAAUAGCAUCAGAUAUUUUGGGUCGCCAGCGGACGCAACAGAGGCGAUCAGACGAGCUUCAAGUGAAGCCUUUUUGCCUUCCAAUGGGGGCAGAGCUGGUGAACGUCAGGUCAUCAUUCAUGUCGGCGCUGGAGCGGGUUCGGAUCCCGUCAGGUACGCAGAUCAGGUCAAGAUUGCAACAGAGAAAGGUAUUGUUGUUUACAAUGUCGCCAUUGGCAACGGAUGGAUCCAGAAUGAUUUGUUUAAGUAUGCCAGCCAACCACGUGAGCGGUACAGCUUGCCCGUGGCAAACUACGACCUGCUCAAUGCAGAACUGACCUACAUCUUGGCCUCACGGGUGGAGAAUGAGGUGCCUCUGUCAGACAACGGACUUCCACUUAUAGCAGACAGUUGUCUGUCGAGGGCAGACAUCGUCAUUUGUCUGGACGGGUCGACGAGUGUGACGGCCCCCAACUUUCUGAUAGCCAAGGAGAACAUCAAGUCCCUGGUCUCCCACCUACCUCUCUCCCAGGAUGGGGUGCAUGUUGCCGCUGUCCAGUUUAGUGGGAAAACUUUGCUGGAAUUCCCACUGAACAGAUACUAUGAUAGACUGAGUUUGCUGCAAGCCAUUGACAGAAUCAACUACAUGCAUGGCAACACAGAGACAGGUCAGGCUCUGGAUUAUAUCAGGACAAACGUCUUUGGGCCACUGAUGGGGGCGCGCGUGGAUGUGCCGCGAGUGGUCAUCUUGUUGACAGACGGACAGGCGAGUCACCACAAUGCAGCGGUGGAUGCAGGAGCGUUACUGAGACAGGCUGGCAUCGCCAUAGUCUCAGUUGGUAUCGGCAGCAGGAUCGAUGCCACGGAGCUGGAGCAGAUCUCAGGAGAUCCAAGCUACGUAUUUAAAGCUUCAGACUUUCAGGGACUGACUUAUUUGAUAGAACCUAUCCUCAACACCACCUGCCAAGUACAAACAAUGACACCCUCACCAACGAGCCCAACCACCCCUGGUAUCGAGACGUGUGUUGACAACAUCACAACGUGCAACUUGUACAUCGAACAAAACACAGAAAAUGGCGGCUUUUGUGCCCAUUACGUCGAGAUGGCCAAAACAUCGUGUGCUCGCUCCUGUGGAUACUGUACCACUGUGAUUCCCACCAUCCCCAUCACUCCACCCACCUGUGUCAACAAACUUGACAACUGCACCUUGUAUGCUACAACAGACUGUGACGCUUUCGCUGCCUUCUUUAGUGAGAGAUGUCAACUGAUGUGUGGAUUGUGUGAUGUAAGAGCUGAAACUCCAGGUUUCCAUGGUCAAUGCAUGUACAAGUCUAAAGCUUACGGGCAAGGUGAGAGAUGGAGUGACGGCUGUGACUAUGACUGUGUUUGCACUGAUGCAGCGCACGGCAAAUUUGAGUGCACGUCCAAGUGUGACGUCUACCACGACCUUCCACCAUUUUGCACGCUGGUUUACAAGGCCGGGGAAUGCUGUCUACAGCCGGUCUGCCACUUUGAAUCGACCGCCAACACUUUCACGGUUAUUGCUCAAGGGAUCUCCCCCGACCAACAAAAUGUUUGUGAAUAUAACGGACGUCAGUACAAGCAAGACCAGCCAAUCGACAACGGCUGCUCCAGCCAGUGCAUCUGUGUGGAUGCAGACAACGGCAUCAUCAACUGCACGGACACCUGCCCUGUCUACAACAUGACCAACUUUCCCUCGUUCUGCUACCUGGAGGCUACCCCAGGCUCGUGCUGCAAGACCCCGAGAUGUGAGCUAAGGACAAGCACGGCUGCCAUCACUGGCUUCGGUACAGUCUCGGAGCACGCUGGCUUCAAAGAGAUCUACGAUGAGUCCAAACAGCCUCCCUGCAUUGACCUGAAGCCCGAGUGUCCACUCUAUGGUAAGGACACGUGUGAGGGCAACUAUCGACCCUUUAUGACAGAAAACUGCCCCGUGUUUUGUGACCUGUGCCACGUCAAGUACCCCGGGUUUGUACCCGCCCCUGACGACAGAUGCAUGUACAACGGUGUGCAGUACGUACAAGGUGACGUUUGGGAGCCGGACUGUGAGCACGUAUGCACGUGCGACACUCAGUACUACGGCUAUUACAGGUGUUUCAGCAAAUGUCCAAAGUAUAAUGAAAUACCAAGUGGCUGCAAGCUAGAAAAACUGGCAAGUGAUUGCUGUCCACAUGUGGUAUGCCAGGUUGGAACUGUGCUGCUACCUUCAACCCUGAACUACUGGCUGCCCGUUGCUGGCACCAAUAUCUACAUCAACAACAUUCCUCUGAUGCCCAUAGUACGUCCUGAUGGAUCGGUCAAUGCGCUGUCUACGUCAUAUUCAACUGUACUAGUCAAUGGUUGCCUGUUCAAUGGCAGACUUUUGGCACAAGGGGAGAUAGCAAAGGAUGGCAGUUGUGGUGCCACUUGCCAAUGUGUGGAUGACACUUCCGGGUUGAUGUCAUGUGUAGAUAGGUGUGCAACAUACGCCCCUGACAAUGACCUGUGUACUGUUGUGACAGAUCCGUUUGAUGCCUGCUGUAAAGUACCAAGUUGUCCGCUGUCAGUCAAAGACCCUCCGACCGCACAAUAUUCUAAGCCUCGUUUAGUCUACAGCAUCGUCAAGAGCCCAGAAAUCCACGACAUUAUCGCCACUUACUCGACCACGACAACACCAAAAGCUCAGCUGACCACAGCCCCAACCACAGCAUCGAGACUGACCACAUAUGAUCCAUCUCAUUCUCACAAGCCACAGAGUGCCAAGGACUUGCCCACCAUGCCGCCUGGUACUGUACCCGACCCUAAUGCCCCAGGUACAUGUGACCACCCACAAACUGGCCAGUCUUACAAGGAGGGAGAAAGAUGGACAGUUGGCUGCGACUUUAAUUGUAUCUGUAUUAAUUCAACAAGGGGACAAUAUAUUUGCUCAGAUAUGUGUAAAGAACUCUUCUGUCCUAUUGGGUACAACUGCACAUCGUUCCCGGACCCUGAGUUUCCGUGCUGUGACUUGCUUCAAAUUAAUCUGCCGACUCCUGACCCCAGUGCCACAGCAUCAACACCGUUCCCAACAUCGCUAUCAUUUGGUCAAACUUGUAACUACAAUGGCAAAGAUUACCACCAAGGAGACACCUGGAUUGAGGGAUGUGAAAGGAAGUGCCAGUGUUUAGCUUUGAAUGACACUUUCAUGUCCAUUUCCUGUCAUGAUUUGUGUCCUAAAUACAUCAGCCUUCCACCUGGGUGCCAGGAGGUUCAAGUACCUGGAGAAUGUUGCCCAGUCCUACAGGGUGAUACGUGUUCAGGUCAGUAUUGCUUAGACCCUCAAGGCAACCCACAUCUUCCUGGUGAGUCCUGGAGAGAGGGCUGCACAUACGAAUGUACAUGCACCCAGAGACCGGAUGGCUUCUACAGGGAAUGUCGGGGCAUCUGCCCUGUCUUUCAAGACCUAGAGAACUACAAUUGUACCCAGCCAACUCCCACCCCAGGGAAAUGCUGCGCGCUCCCUGAGUGCUGCAUCGAUGAGGGCUGUACAGCACACGUCAAGUUUGAGAUACCAGACCAGUACAAGGACGAGUUUUAAUCUAAUUUAUAAAAAACUACCAACUAAAUGUUUUUAUAAAACUAUUUACCACUGUCCUAAAGUUUAAAAAUAUUACUGUAACAAUAAAUACUUUACUUGCU
Physella acuta is the source of this 3980-nucleotide messenger RNA. RefSeq lists its product as uncharacterized. Gene Ontology annotation, molecular function: protein binding. The record is from RefSeq and is a predicted model, not a curated record. NCBI's taxonomy places the organism in Eukaryota, Metazoa, Mollusca, Gastropoda, Physidae.